Polypterus senegalus (gray bichir) is the source of this 774-nucleotide messenger RNA. RefSeq names its product olfactory receptor 1078-like. The record is from RefSeq and is a predicted model, not a curated record. The coding region runs from base 1 to 774 and encodes 257 amino acids. Gene Ontology annotation, molecular function: G protein-coupled receptor activity; olfactory receptor activity. Gene Ontology annotation, biological process: G protein-coupled receptor signaling pathway. NCBI's taxonomy places the organism in Eukaryota, Metazoa, Chordata, Cladistia, Polypteriformes, Polypteridae. Gene Ontology annotation, cellular component: membrane. The transcript has a single exon.
AUGUAUAUUUUUCUCUGCAAUUUGCUCUUUUGUGAGCUCAUUGGAGCUUCAAGUUUUUAUAUUAAAUUUAUGUUUGACCUUCAUACUAACAAUCAGGUGGUUUCUCUUUCUGCUUGUCUCACUCAGAUUUUUUUUAUUUAUGUUUAUGUUUCAGCUGAAAUAUCAAUUUUGACAGUCAUGGCACAUGACAGAUAUGUUGCAAUAAAUUUCCCUUUACAUUAUGUCACUAUCAUUUCAACCAGAAAAGCACAAAUGUUCAUUUCUGUUGCCUGGGUGUACUCAAUAUCUGUGAUAAUUAUGGGAGUCAUAUUAGCUGCUCGUCUUCCUUUAUGUGGCAAUCAGAUUGACUCAGUGUACUGCAGCAACUGGGAAAUUGUGAAACUGUCAUGUAUAGAUACUAGUACUAAUAAUAUUUUUGGAUUUUUGAUAAUUUGCUCUCUUUGCUUACCUUUAAUUUUCAUUAUAUAUUCCUACAUUAAAAUUCUCAUUGUAUGCUGGAAUAGUUCUAAAUCUCGCAGAUACAAAGCUUUUCAAACGUGUGUUCCACAUCUAGUAACAAUAUUUUUUUUUACAUGUUCGGUACUAUUUGAAGUAAUACAGAGCAAACUUAAUUUAAAGAGAGCAUUAAACACAUUAACUUUGUUUGCUUCUCUGGAAUUUCUAACUCUACCCCCUCUUUUAAAUCCAUUAGUAUAUGGAAUCAUCUUACCUGAGAUACGGAAAAGAUUUAUUUACAUUAUUUUCUGUAAAAGGAAACAAGUAAGAGUUAUAUGA